AUGACAUCUUACAGUUCACAACUUGAGCAUCUUAUCAAUGAUCUUGGAGGAUGUGGACUCAUGCAAAAACUUUUAUGUGCAAUCAUACUUACUUCGAGCACCGUUAUAUACUGGAGCACACUCGCAAUGGCGUUUAUCGGCUACGAUCCUGGCUUUACCUGUCACACACUGAACGUGAAGCUUUCCUCACUUUCUGCAUUAAACCUUAGUAACCUAUCCGUCAACCGACUGUGCUCUAUUGGACCCAAUGCAAUGUGUAGUUCCUACAUAUUUCCACAGGACUUGAAUACAGUCGUAUCAGAGUGGAACCUUGUGUGUGACAGACGAUGGAUUGUUUCCUUUAUUACAUCGAUUCAGAUGGCAGGAUUUCUUGUUGGAUCGAUCACCGCUGGGCAGAUGGCGGAUUCGACUGGCCGCAAGACAACUAUGAUAGCAGGCAUUUCCACAGUGAUGCUCUUUAACUUUGCUGGACUUUUUGCUCAGUCUUGGGAGGCAUAUUCAUCUGUUCGUUUCUUUAUUGGUAUUGGAGCUGGACUUUUUUCUACUGUACAAUAUACGCAUAUGAUAGAAUUCGUACCAUCGCUAUGGCGGCCGUUGGUGGUGUGUAUCCCUGCCGGACCAGUCGUUGCUAUGCUUUUUGCACUCGUGGCAUGGUGGUUACAUGACUGGAAAAGAAUACAUCUGCUGAAGGCACUCCUUGGCUUAUUCUUUUUAAUUAUUCAAUGCUUUGUUCCCGAAAGUGUUAGAUGGUUGGUGUCAAAGUUGAAACUUGAACGUGCUGAAAGGGAAAUCAAGUUUGUGGCAAAGGUAAACGGAGUGCAUAAACCUGAUCUGAAGAAUAUAUUCGAGACGGCGGUACAAGAAAUAAAUACAACAUCGAACAGAAAUGCUGUGUACACUGUUGCCACACUAUGGACGUCAAAAGAGCUGAGAAAUGUGACUCUACCAUUGGCUUUACUGUGGUUUUCAGUAAACACUGCUUGGUACGGUAUGACUCUCGGAAUGGAGAGCAUUUCUGUUGAUAUCUAUCUGACAAUAUUCCUCAUUAAUUUAGUAGAUCUGCCUGCUAGAUCGCUUACCGGGCCUUUAAUAAACAGAUUUGGUAGAAGGAAGUAUUGUUAUGUCACAGCUGGUAUGUCCAGUAUACUAAGUUGUGUUUCCGGCAUUUUACAAUAUUUUGAUAAACUUUCACACAAUUCUGAGUCUCUCACAAUGGCCACAUUGGUGAUUUCCUUGCUGGCAAAAAUGACAGUUACCGCGGCAGACAUUUGCUUAAUUAUUUAUACAACGGAAUUGUAUCCUACAGUAGUUAGGACAAUAGGUUACAGUUUUCAAGCAACAGUUGGAAGACUUGGAGCGGUUGCGGUUCCAUUCCUCAUCCAUCUGGAUGGACUUUACCCCGGGACCAUGUAUUUUACCUGUGGAGUUUUGAUAUUUCUGUCGGCCGGCUGUAUCAUGCGAUUAAAGGAAACAAAGAAUAUGGUACUACAGGACAUCAUUUGCCUGGAUUCAUCCGAAGGUCACAUCCGAUGAUAUUUGAUGAUGUUUAGGACAUGUGUGGAAUGCGUUUUCUAAAGGCAGAAUUAUUAAAUAGGUGGUUCAUUCAGAAUAAAUGUUUGAUGAUUGACUAUAGCUACACGUAGAUUAAAGCAACAUGUUCAUAACUCUACUUUGCAUUUUUAACUAAAUUAUGCCC
Messenger RNA from Mercenaria mercenaria, 1696 nucleotides. Its product is annotated as solute carrier family 22 member 4-like. Lineage: Eukaryota; Metazoa; Mollusca; Bivalvia; Venerida; Veneridae. The transcript has 8 exons. The record is from RefSeq and is a predicted model, not a curated record. Gene Ontology annotation, biological process: transmembrane transport. Gene Ontology annotation, molecular function: transmembrane transporter activity. Gene Ontology annotation, cellular component: membrane. Bases 1 to 1533 code for a protein of 510 amino acids.